AUGGAAUUUGAAAAUAACAUCUUAUGUUAACAUAAACUUUAAGUUUUGUAAAUAGUAAACGACUCCUAACUUAAUAUAAAUGAAAGAUUGUUAUGUCAAAAAUGUCUAAAUCAAUAUGAAGGUAAAGCUGAAAAAAUAGAUAUAUAAAGUGCUCUUGAUUUUAUUAAUAAAAACUAAAAUGAUGUAAGUAAAUACACAAACUAACUGUUAUUUUAAAAUAUUUUACAUUUAAAUACAUUCAUAUUAAAUUUUAAGUUAUUACAAACUGAAAUUUAAUAGAUUUGUUAAGAAAUUAAUUUAAAAGCAAACUUAUGGUUAGAGGAUUUAUAAUUUCAAAACAAUAAGGUGUUUAUUGAAAUAUUUGAUUAAUCAUUUAACAAUGAAUGUUCUCUUUUAUAUGAAGACUUUAAUGAUGUAAAUUAAAAACUUCUGAUAAUAACUACAAAAUAUUUACCUCAUCUUAAUACAUUAAUUAAUCCAUUUAUUAAUUUUAAAUAAUUCAAUACAUGUUAGUAAGUAAUUUUCUAAUUGUAAAAAGUUUAUAUUGAAGAUGCUAUUUAGUAAAUAAAUGUUGAGAGUUAAAGGAAAAAAUUUAUUUAAAAAAUCUAGAAUGCCAAAUAAAGUUCUAUUUAGGAUUUGGAAUGCACAAAUAUUUUAGAAAUAAUAGCAUAAAAAUCAGAAGAAAACAAAAAUAUAUAAUCAGAAUUAUUAGAGCAACUAUAAAAUUUAAUAAGGUUAAAAAAAAGUUUAUAAAUAAUAAUACAGGAUUUUGAAAUGGAAGUUAUUAAUCAUGUUUUUUUAAAAUAUGGUGAGUAUUUUUAGUUUUCGAAAACUUUAAACUCUUUAAUAAAUAAUGGAUCUUUUGAUGAAUUGAAAUAAAUUUCAAAUAAAAUAGAAUAAAAUUAAAUUAUUAUGAGAGAAAUAUUUAAACUAAAACUGAAAACAUCUAUUGAAAAUAUUCUAACAUAAAAUUUAUCAGAUAUUAAGAAAUAAAAUUAUUAAAAUGGAAGACUCUAAAUUAGUACUCACAAUUAAAUAAUGAGUUAAUCCUUUAAACAAUUUGAAACUUGUUAUGCUAUUGCAUUUAAUUAGAAUAAUUCGAUCAUGAUUUCAACAUGUGGAAAAUAAAUAAAAGUUUGGAACUUUCAUUAAGGUUAAAUUAUUUUAAGAUUUACCUUAUAAAAACAUAUUGAUGAUGUUACAUGUCUACUUUUUAGCCAAAAUCUAAACUAAUUUAUUUCAGGUUGUGGAAAUGAGGAUGGUUCAAUAAUAUGUUGGAAAUAGAAAAAAGAUAGUACAUGGAAAUCUUCAUAGCCAUUUAAAUAUCAUUAAUUAGGAUUAAGGUAGAUGAUAAUGAAUAGAUAAGAGAAUCAAUUAAUAUCUGGAAGUCUAGAUAAAACUAUUAUUAUUUGGAAACUAGAUUUUUCAUAAAAUUGCUUAAUAUAUCAAUACACAUUAUCUAAACAUUAAAACAAAUUAUUAAGUUUAAGUAUGAAUGAAUCUGAAACUUGUUUAGUCUCAUGCAGUGAAGAUCAAUCAAUAAUAAUUUGGAGUAAAGAGUCUGGUGUUUGGAAAUUUAAAGAAAUUGUAAAUUAAUAAGUACGUCAAAUUGGUAGAUAAGUUAAGUUUUUAAAUGAUUCUUAAUUUAUUUGGAUAUAAAUGAACUUAGGAAUAAUUCAUUUUUUUGAAGUUUAAAAUUUAUCAUUUAAAGAAAUACUUGAAAAAUAAUUAUUUUUAAAUAAUUAAAAGUAAGACUGGAAUUUAUUUCCUAUUAUUCACAAUAAACAUAAAAACAUAAUAGUAAUUAGACAUUAUUAAUCUGUGUUUAUUCUUCGACAAUAAUAAGAUGGUAGCUUAAAAUUAAUGGCAGACCCAAUUCAAUGUAAAUCAGAAUAUAAUUAUGGUUCAAUCUCUAACGAUGGCUAAUUUUUGGUACUUUGGGAUCUAAACACUAAAUAAUAUAAUGUGUAUGAAAUUCUAGAUUGA
Molecule: messenger RNA, 1986 nt
Organism: Paramecium sonneborni
Lineage: Eukaryota; Ciliophora; Oligohymenophorea; Peniculida; Parameciidae
Source: the annotation of a GenBank genome assembly